Thermothelomyces thermophilus ATCC 42464 is the source of this 696-nucleotide messenger RNA. RefSeq lists its product as uncharacterized. Gene Ontology annotation, molecular function: structural constituent of ribosome. Bases 51 to 401 code for a protein of 116 amino acids. Lineage: Eukaryota; Fungi; Ascomycota; Sordariomycetes; Sordariales; Chaetomiaceae. Gene Ontology annotation, cellular component: ribosome. The transcript has 3 exons. The record is from RefSeq and is a predicted model, not a curated record. Gene Ontology annotation, biological process: translation.
GUGAUCGAGUCGACGGAAACCAUCACGUCAGUGACGACAACACCGCAGCAAUGGCCCCCUCACGAGUCACCUACCGUCGCCGGAACCCAUACAACACCACGUCUAACUUGACGCGGAUUGUCAAGACUCCCGGCGGCAAGCUUAGGGUUCUCCACAUCAAGAAGCGCGGCACUGCUCCCAAGUGCGGCGACUGCGGCGUCAAGCUCCCUGGUAUUCCCGCUCUUCGCCCCCGCGAGUAUGCUCAGAUUUCCAAGCCCAAGAAGACUGUCCAGCGCGCAUAUGGCGGCUCGAGGUGCGGUAACUGCGUCCGGGACCGUAUCGUCCGGGCGUUCCUCAUCGAGGAGCAGAAGAUCGUCAAGAAGGUGCUGAAGGAGCAGAGCCAGGCUGAGAAGAAGAAAUAAACGGGCUUAGUUUCUGGUUGGGACGACGGAUGCUAGGUUGACGGUCUCAUUGCUUCGGUGUUCACUGGGGAAACGGGCGGCAUGCCAUACGCACGCACAUACAGCCGGGGUUGGCUGUCUUUGUUCUUAGGGCUGCUUUGUACUCCGGGAUGAGGUUCUCAAUGGAAUUGGACUUCAGGCCAUACUCCGUGGGGGUUGGGAUGCUGGUGGAAGAUCUAGCAUGGGCAUCUUUGAGCGCCGAUCGACAACCAAAUUCGGUCAUGAAUGAACAAUCGAAGCAAGAGUCGCGCCCAUG